This is a messenger RNA of Alternaria rosae, 3194 nucleotides long. RefSeq names its product dimethylglycine dehydrogenase mitochondrial precursor. Gene Ontology annotation, cellular component: mitochondrion. The coding region runs from base 399 to 2951 and encodes 850 amino acids. Gene Ontology annotation, molecular function: protein binding; oxidoreductase activity. The transcript has a single exon. The record is from RefSeq and is a predicted model, not a curated record. NCBI's taxonomy places the organism in Eukaryota, Fungi, Ascomycota, Dothideomycetes, Pleosporales, Pleosporaceae.
AAGAUCGUGAGAAUGACGGGAUGGUGUUGCGCACACGCGAGGCGGGGUUGUUGCAGGCUAUGUAGUCCCGAGACGAUUCGCCUCCAUGCGUCCGCACCAUAAUCACUAGUCCCAAAAUGGACAUCAGGACCCUACAUCCACGACUGGCAUCUUCCCCACCAAUGUCGUAAGUAUUGCAAGCGGGGCGGUGGGCUGCUUUCGUGCAUCACUCUGCCGUUGGCCACACCAUGGGAAUUAUUUUGCCAAUUGAAGUUUGCGCUGCGCUUAGUUUCGGCAUCUAUGAUGGCAGAGCGUAGUGAAAUGGUCCGUUAUCGCGGGUGCAAGCAGCUUUAAGAGGAGUUCCUCCUACAGCCUUGGGGGACCAACUAUCCAAUUCCAUACUUUUCAAUUCUUUUGCAAUGGCGACCUCCCAGCGCGUUGUCAUAAUCGGCGCCGGCGUUGUCGGCACUAACCUCGCUGAUGAGCUGGUUUCACGAGGAUGGAACAACAUCACCGUAGUUGAGCAGGGUCCAUUGAGCAUGCCCGGUGGCUCAACAUCGCAUGCGCCUGGCUUAGUCUUCCAGACUAAUCCCUCGAAAACGAUGACCUUGCUCGCGAAGUACACAGUCGAAAAGCUGCAAGCGCUCGAGAAAGACGGACAAAACUGCUUCAACCAAUUGGGUGGCUUGGAAGUUGCGACAACUCCAGAACGGCUGGAGGAACUCAAGCGCAAACACGGGUAUGCGCAAUCAUGGGGUAUCGAGGCAAAUCUGAUCGGCCCCGAUGAAUGUCUUGAGAAGUACCCCCUGCUCAACAAGGAUAUGGUGCUAGGUGGUCUUCACAUUCCAAGCGACGGCCUAGCACUCGCAGCUCGUGCGACACAGAUCCUCAUCGAGAACACGCGCAACGCCGGCGUCAAGUACCUCGAGCACACCGUCGUUACCGGAAUCGAACAAGCGGAAGGCCGUGUCACCGGUGUGACAACCAACAACGGUUCUGUGCCAGCGGAUAUAGUUGUAUCAUGUGCUGGCUUCUGGGGCGUAGAGAUUGGAGCUAUGAUUGGGCUGAAGGUUCCUCUCCUCCCUCUGGGGCACCAGUACGCGAAGACCACAGCUGUCCCGGGCCUCGAGAACCGCGAAGUCAACAAGAAGAUCAACGCAAUGAACGCCGAGCUGCCGAUUUUGCGACAUCAAGACCAAGACUUAUACUACCGAGAGCAUGGCGAACAGUUUGGUAUCGGAUACUAUGGCCAUCGUCCGAUGCCCGUCAAGGCUUCAGACCUAGGAGUGACACCCAAACAUGUCGAUGAGAAGCACAUGCCUUCUCGUCUGGACUUCACACCAGAGGACUUUGAGCCCGCCUGGAAGGCUACCAAAGAGCUGCUUCCGGUCUUGCGUAACACCGAGAUCGCAGACGGCUUUAAUGGUAUCUUCUCUUUCACGCCAGAUGGUGGAUCCGUCGUUGGACAAGCUCCCAAUCUAGACAACUUCUGGGUCGCCGAAGCCGUAUGGGUGACCCAUUCGGCCGGUGUAGCUCGAGCAGUGGCAGAAACCCUUACAGAGGGCCGUUCAACUAUCGACAUUGCUGAGUGUGAGUUGACACGAUUCGAGGAAGUGCAGCUUAGCCCAGAAUACGUCAGCGAAACCUCGCAACAGAACUUCGUCGAGAUUUACGACAUCAUCCACCCUCUCGCGCCGAAAGAGAACCCUCGCAACCUUCGCGUCAGCCCAUUCUACGCACGACAACAGGAACAAGGCGCCUUCUUCCUGGAGGUAGGAGGCUGGGAGCGUCCACACUGGUACGAAGCGAACGCAGACUUGGUCAACACCCUACCGGAAGACUGGAAGCCUGUUGAUCGGGACGCCUGGUCAUCCAAGUUCUACUCACCAAUUGCCGCGGCGGAAGCCUGGAAGACACGGAAUGCAGUAGCGUUGUAUGACAUGACAACUUUCCACAGGUUCGAGAUCUCAGGUCCUGGUGCCGUCCACUUGCUCGAGAGAUUGACGACGAGUGACGUUUCCAAGCAAGCGGGCGCUAUCACUCAUACACUACUCGUCAACGGCCACGGUGGCGUGCUGAGCGACAUUUUCGUUUCGAGAAUCGAGGACGACCUCUUCCAAGUAGGUGCAAACACAGCGACCGAUCUUGCCUACCUCACGCGCGAAGCUCGCCGUCAACAUAAGCACACGUCUGGCCAGUGGGCGCAGGUGCGAGACAUCACCGGAAGCACAUGCUGCCUUGGUCUUUGGGGGCCCCGCGCGCGGGACGUCAUUCGCACGGUCAGCUCCGAUGACUACAGCAACAAAGGCCUGCCGUACAUGGGUGUGAAGAAGACAAGCAUAGCUGGGAUUCCCGUCACCAUGUUCCGAAAAUCGUUCGUCGGAGAGUUUGGCUGGGAGAUUCAGACCACACCUGAGUACGGCCAGCGUCUUUGGGACAUAUUGUGGAAGUCAGGUAAGCCCCACGGUCUGGUCGCUGCUGGUCGCGCUGCCUUCAACGGACUGCGCAUCGAGAAGGGCAUCCGAGCCUCAGGUUCCGAUAUGACCUCCGAGCACAACCCUUGGGAAGCCGGCGUGACGUACGCGAUCCAGAUGGACAAGAAGGCGGAAUACGUUGGCAAGGCUGCGCUAGAGCAACUCUCGAGGAAGGCAGCGUAUAAGAGACUCCGGUGCUUGACAGUCGAUGACGGUCGUUCGAUGGCUCUGGGCAAAGAGCCUGUCUUUGUCGAAGGCCAGAGAGCCGGCUACGUUACCAGCGCCGCCUUCGGCUACACUGUACGCAAGCCUGUUGCAUACGCAUGGCUACCCAGCAGUGUGAGCGAAGGGAAGUCCGUGGAGAUUGAGUACUUCGGCAAGAAGAUCAAGGCCACAGUGACUCGAGAUCCAUUGCACGACCCUCAGGAGCAGCGCUUGAGGGGUGAAGGAUCAUCCGAGAAGCCGGAGCUGCAGAAGAGGCUGAAGGCACUGCUGUAGUUGGGACGUUGUAAUGUUGGACGAUCGUUAUGACUGUAUAUGAGCAUCGAUAUGGCAUGGCUGGGUUUGAUUUAGGUGUUUGUCAGGCGUAUGGGUACCAUCAGUUCCAUGGUGAUAGUGUAUUGGAAGAUCUCCUCAUUGAAACGCGUCGUGCCUUGAUCAUUGUUGCGAUAAAGAAGAUAUGCCGCAUGCCGUGCCAUUUGGGAAGUGCUCGUGUUCUUGAGGCGAACGCGUUCGGCAAGC